UUCCUGCAAACUCCUUACCGCCACCCCCUCAAGCCCCCCCCUCAACGACGCGGGAGUGAGCGAGAGGAGGAGGAGGCGGCAGUUCUGCUCCUUCUCACGGCGGCCAACCUCCCCACCCCCCGUCCCCGCCACCUCCCCCACAGCGGCAGCCGCGGGAGGGGAGACGAAGGGGCGGGCGGCAAGGCUUGCGGUUGGCAGAGGGCGCGCGAGCGCUGGUGCGAUCGCCAGUGCGCUGGCGGUCGUCGCUGGCGGUCCGGCGCCACUCCCUUCCCCCCUUCCCUCUCCCACCAGAGCGUUCCGCCGCCACUCCCUUCCCCUCCUCCCUCUCCCCCCCACAGCUACCGCUACUGCACACACGAACAGUCGUGACGGGGGGGGUGACGGGCAGGGGGCGGGGGGUAUGUGA
Molecule: messenger RNA, 406 nt
Organism: Closterium sp. Naga37s-1
Lineage: Eukaryota; Viridiplantae; Streptophyta; Zygnematophyceae; Desmidiales; Closteriaceae
Source: the annotation of a GenBank genome assembly